AAAUGAGUGUGAUGCACUGGACAAAUGUAGAUAAUCAUUCUCCAUCUAAAUUCAAUGGGCAAUCUUCAGAAACAUUAGUGCCUAUACGCAAAAGAAUCUCGAAGAGAAGUGAAAAAGACCUAAAAUAAGCCACAUUUAAACAAUUAUAUAAAUAGAACAAACUUGCUGAAAUAGUAACUAAAGCUAUGGAAAAUAAAGAAGGUCUUUAUGAAGAGUACGAUGAAAUAAAGAUUCAAGGUAGCAUAUUGAGAAUCAAUGAUAAUGUCAUCAUUAAAAAUGGUGACAAUAAUGUUGAAGAUUAUAUUGGAACAAUAUAGAAAAUUUGUUCUGUUUUAGAACCUUAGUCUAAUAAGUUGAUCUGUCUCUGUAAAGUUUAAUGGUACAUGAAAAAGAGUGAAAUUGUUAUACAUAAACCAAGAGCAAGAUGCUGGAUUGGAACUCAAGAAAUUUUUUCAACGAAAACAAAUGAUUUUAUACUUGCAUAGACUAUAAUUCAAAAGUGUACCAUUGUAGAUUGUGAUGAAUUCGUAAAUUUGUAAAACUGUGAUUCUACCACAUAUUAUAACAGACUUGAAUGGGAUGUGGAAAAUAAAAAAUUUAUGAAUAUGAAUGAGAUCUAGUUAUAUUGUCUAUGUCAAUAACCAUGGAAUCCUGAACUUAAUUACAUUUAAGUAAGUUUUAAAUUCUAUUUUUAAGUGUGAUAAAUGUUAGAAAUGGUACCACUUUGAAUGUGUAGACUUAUUAAUAGGAAGUUAUGACGAUAAAGAUUAUGUCUGUGGUUAUUGUAAUUGAUUUUCAAUCUUUG
Molecule: messenger RNA, 805 nt
Organism: Paramecium sonneborni
Lineage: Eukaryota; Ciliophora; Oligohymenophorea; Peniculida; Parameciidae
Source: the annotation of a GenBank genome assembly